GGAGGCAUUUCCCCUACCAAGUGCCUAGGAGGCUCUCCAUCUCUCUGGAUGGCAGAAAAGAGAUCAUAAGACCUGGGCAAUGGAGCUCAGCCAAUGACCGCUAACAGGAAGAAUAGGCCGGAAGCUGUGUGUGGAGUUGGAGUGAUCUAGAUGGCAGCCAGGCAGACAGAACCCGUGACAAUCAUUAGCCUUCGGAAGCUGAGCCAGGCAACCCCAGAGCGGCAGCAGAAAGAGACAAAGACAUUCACCGUGGAGGAUGCUGUGGAGACCAUCGGGUUCGGACGCUUCCACAUCGCACUCUUUCUAAUCAUGGGCAGCACCGGGGUUGUGGAGGCCAUGGAGAUCAUGUUAAUAGCGGUGGUGUCUCCCGUUAUCCGCUGUGAAUGGCGGCUGGAGAACUGGCAGGUGGCAUUUGUCACCACGAUGGUGUUUUUUGGCUACAUGGUCUCCAGCAUCCUCUUUGGUGUCUUGGCUGACAGAUAUGGCCGCUGGAAGAUUCUGCUGCUCUCGUUCCUGUGGGGAGCCUACUUCUCCUUACUGACCUCUUUCUCCCCAUCCUACGUCUGGUUUGUCUUUCUGAGGACCAUGGUGGGCUGUGGAGUGUCUGGCCAUGCACAAGGGUUAAUCAUAAAGACGGAAUUUUUGCCCACAAAAUACCGAGGCUACAUGCUGCCCUUGUCUCAGGUUUUCUGGCUCGCUGGCUCCCUGCUCAUCAUCAGCCUGGCCUCUGUGCUCAUUCCCACCAUUGGGUGGCGUUGGCUCAUCCGCGUUGCCUCCAUCCCUGGCAUCAUCCUCAUCAUGGCCUUCAAGUUUAUCCCCGAAUCUGCUCGCUUCAACGUCUCCACUGGAAACACUCAGGCUGCGCUGGACACCCUACACAGCAUUGCCAAGAUGAACCGCUCAGUCAUGCCAGAGGGGCAGCUGGUGGAGCCCAUCCUGGAGAAAAGAGGAAGAUUUGCAGAUCUCCUGGAUUCCAAAUACCUUCGGACCACAUUACAGAUCUGGAUCAUAUGGUUGGGAAUUUCUUUCGCCUACUACGGGGUUAUCCUGGCCAGUGCUGAGUUGCUGGAGCGGGACCUGGUCUGUGGUUCGAAGUCCGGGUCAGAAGCUGAGGUGGCGGUGACUUCCGGUGACACAGAGGAGAGUCUCAGCCCCUGCUAUUGCCACCUGUUCGCCCCCUCCGACUACAGGACCAUGAUCAUCAGCACACUCGGGGAGAUCGCCUUGAACCCUUUAAAUAUCCUGGGCAUCAAUUUCCUGGGCAGAAGACUGAGCCUGUCUAUCACCUUGGGAUGCACGGCUUUGUUCUUUGUUCUCCUCAACAUCUGCACUUCAAGUGCCGGCCUCAUCGGCUUCCUCUUCAUGCUGAGGGCCCUGGUGGCAGCAAACUUCAAUACCAUCUACAUUUACACAGCUGAGGUCUACCCUACUCAGAUGCGCGCUCUAGGGAUGGGAACCAGCGGUUCCCUGUGCCGCAUUGGAGCCAUGGUCGCGCCAUUUAUAUCCCAGGUCCUAAUGAGUGCCUCAUUCCUGGGAGCCCUGUGUCUUUUCUCAUCUGUCUGUGUUGUGUGCGCCAUUUCUGCAUUCACUCUCCCCAUUGAGACCAAAGGACGUGCCUUGCAGAAAUAG
This is a messenger RNA of Phodopus roborovskii (desert hamster), 1629 nucleotides long. RefSeq names its product SVOP like (gene Svopl). Gene Ontology annotation, biological process: transmembrane transport. The record is from RefSeq and is a predicted model, not a curated record. Gene Ontology annotation, cellular component: membrane. The coding region runs from base 151 to 1629 and encodes 492 amino acids. Gene Ontology annotation, molecular function: transmembrane transporter activity. NCBI's taxonomy places the organism in Eukaryota, Metazoa, Chordata, Mammalia, Rodentia, Cricetidae. The transcript is spliced from 16 exons.